AUGAUCACGGAGUUGGCUGUUUUCGAAAAGAUGUCGGACCAAGUCAAGAUUUCGCACGAAGAACUGGAACGAGAUGGUUUUUGUCAAAAUCCUUUUUUUGAAUGUCUGAUUGCUGAGGUGUCUGAUGAGCACCGAUCUAAAUGUGGUUACACUGUAGUUGGAUAUGCACUUUACUUUUACACUUACAGCACCUGGAAAGGUCGAACCGUUUACCUGGAGGAUCUCUAUGUGAUGCCGGAAUUCAGAGGUAGAGGUAUUGGCAAAGGCUUGAUGUGCAAAGUUGCAAAGGUUGGGACAGAGAAGAAAUGUGUCCGUUUGCAGCUGGCUGUUUUAGACUGGAACUCCCCGGCCCGAGACUUCUACGCAGCAAAAGGGGCUCAGGACCUGACUGACAGUGAAGGAUGGCACUUCAUACGCUUUGAUGGUCCAAGCCUUGAUAACUUGGUGAAAGAAGCUCCUAAAGAUUAA
Molecule: messenger RNA, 468 nt
Organism: Knipowitschia caucasica
Lineage: Eukaryota; Metazoa; Chordata; Actinopteri; Gobiiformes; Gobiidae
Source: the annotation of a GenBank genome assembly